CAGUGUAUUGCAUCGGAGAUAAAUGUUGAAACCAACAGGAAAAAACUGCUACAACUUUGUCCAACAAGAUGGGUGCAAAGGCAUGAUGCCGUCUUUGUCAUGAAGGAGCUUCUUCAACCAGUUGAAGUAGCGUUGGAGGAAAUAAAAAAACUGGAGUGAUAGAGACUCUUCUUCUGGAACUCUUAUUUUACUCAGCUCUUUACGUCAAGGCGAAUUCAUCAUUUCUCUCUUGGCAUCAGACAAGCUCCUUGGUUACACUGUAAACCUAAGCAAAAAGCUGCAAGGAAGUGAUUUGGAACUAUCUUCUGCAAUCACACAUGCUGAAACUGUACUUGAAAGCCUAAAAUCCAUAAGAACAAAUGCGGAUGAAGAGUUUCACUCCUUGUUUGAAGAGGCUACCCAUAUGGCCAACAACUUUGGAUGUAAAAUCUCCAUGCCCCGAACAGUUGGCAGACAACAAAAUAGAAACAACACACCAGCAGAUACGCCUGAAGUGUACUACCGGCGAUCUAUUUUCAUCCCUUGGAUUGAAUCUUUGAUAAGUUCUUUGGAAUCCCGAUUCAUGAAACAUAAAGACAUAUUGAAGGGGUUUGAGUGUCUGAUGCCUACAGCCGAUGGAUCACGUGGAAAGGAAGAAACCUCAAAACUUAAUUAUCUGCAGCUGUGUUGUUUUUAUAAAAAUGACAUAAUUGAAAGUGGUGGGAACAACGAAAGCCUGCUCAAAGCCGAGUUUGAGUUGUGGCACAACAGCUUUAAGACCCACACCAACACACCAAGAAAUGUAAUUGAUUUGUUGAACUUGUGUGAUAAGGACAUGUUUCCUAACAUCCACAUAUUGUUGAAAAUAUUGUGCACUAUCCCUGUAACUACGAGUACAGCAGAAAGGUCGUUCUCAACAUUACGUAGACUCAAGACCUAUCUAAGGAAUACCAUGGGUGCUAACAGACUGAGUGGACUGGCGGCUUUGAAUAUUCACCGUGAAAUAGAAGUGACCAAUACAGAGGUAGUUUCUGUUCUCAAAAAAUCGACCAGACGUCUAGAUUUUGUCUUGUAAAUAUUUUAACUUUAACUUACA
Homalodisca vitripennis (glassy-winged sharpshooter) is the source of this 1075-nucleotide messenger RNA. Its product is annotated as 52 kDa repressor of the inhibitor of the protein kinase-like. The record is from RefSeq and is a predicted model, not a curated record. Gene Ontology annotation, molecular function: protein dimerization activity. The transcript has a single exon. Lineage: Eukaryota; Metazoa; Arthropoda; Insecta; Hemiptera; Cicadellidae. Bases 404 to 1054 code for a protein of 216 amino acids.